Molecule: messenger RNA, 2128 nt
Organism: Galeopterus variegatus (Sunda flying lemur)
Lineage: Eukaryota; Metazoa; Chordata; Mammalia; Dermoptera; Cynocephalidae
Gene: PEX3
Product: peroxisomal biogenesis factor 3
Exons: 12
Coding region: 196-1320 (374 amino acids)
Biological process (GO): protein import into peroxisome membrane
Cellular component (GO): peroxisomal membrane
Molecular function (GO): protein-macromolecule adaptor activity
Source: RefSeq, a predicted model, not a curated record
GCUGCUCUGCUCUAGUCCACGCCCCCUUCCCGCUCCGGUGACAGUCUCUGCGGAAAGUCGUGUUUGUGAUUUCUGGAGAGCAUCGAGAGGGACCACGGCGCUCCCGCCGGGUUGUCCGGGCCAGGUGUCGAAAAAACGGUUACCUGGUGAACCACCCACUCACCCCUGGGCGGCGUCCACCCCCAGGGCCUGAAGAUGUUGAGAUCUAUGUGGAAUUUUCUGAAACGUCACAAAAAGAAAUGCAUCUUCCUGGGCACGGUCCUCGGAGGAGUAUAUAUCUUGGGGAAAUAUGGACAGAAGAAAAUCAGAGAAAUACAAGAAAGGGAGGCUGCAGAAUACAUUGCCCAGGCACGACGACAAUAUCAUUUUGAAAGUAACCAGAGGACUUGCAAUAUGACAGUUCUGUCCAUGCUUCCAACACUGAGAGAGGCCUUAAUGCAGCAACUCAAUUCUGAGAGCCUCACAGCUCUGCUAAAAAACAGGCCUUCAAACAAGCUAGAAAUAUGGGAGGAUCUGAAGAUAAUAAGUUUCACAAGAAGUAUCGUGGCUGUAUACAGUACUUGUAUGCUGGUUGUUCUUUUGCGAGUCCAGUUAAACAUAAUUGGUGGAUAUAUUUACCUGGAUAAUGCAGCAGUUGGCAAAAAUGGCACUACAGUUCUUGCUCCCCCAGAUGUCCAACAGCAAUAUUUAUCAAGUAUUCAACACCUUCUUGGAGAUGGCCUGACAGAAUUGAUCACUAUCAUUAAACAAGCUGUGCAGAAGGUUUUAGGAAGUGUUUCUCUUAAACAUUCUUUGUCCCUUGUGGACUUGGAGCAAAAACUAAAAGAAAUCAGAAAUCUCGUUGAGCAGCAUAAAUCUUCUUCUUGGAUUAAUAAAGAUGGAUCCAAAUCUUUAUUAUGCCAUUAUAUGAUGCCAGAUGAAGAAACUCCAUUAGCAGUUCAGGCCUGUGGGCUUUCUCCUAGAGAUGUUACCACUAUUAAACUUCUCAAUGAAACUAGAGACAUGUUGGAAAGUCCAGAUUUUAGUACAGUUUUGAAUACCUGUUUAAACCGAGGUUUUAGCAGACUUCUAGACAAUAUGGCUGAGUUCUUUCGACCUACUGAACAAGACCUGCAACAUGGUAAUAACUCAAUGGAUAGUCUUUCCAGUGUCAGCCUGCCAUUAGCUAAGAUAAUUCCGAUAGUAAAUGGACAGAUCCAUUCAGUUUGCAGUGAAACACCUAGUCAUUUUGUCCAGGAUCUGUUGAUGAUGGAACAAGUGAAAGACUUCGCUGCUAAUGUGUACGAAGCUUUUAGUACCCCUCAACAACUGGAGAAAUGAUUUUUCCUUUAAGAAGAACUACGGUGCGAUUCAUUUACUUUUAAAAGUACACUAAACAAAUCACCUAUACCUAGAGUGACAAUUUGUUACCAAAAUGCCUAAUAAAAAUAUAUUCUUAAUCAAAGACAUUUCAUAAUGAAAUAGAUUUAUUUGGCAUCUUAAUAUAUUUUUUUAAAUUCAUCAACCAGUUUUGUGGGCAUACCUAAAUGUACACACAAUGCACGUAUCAGAAUUGUUAAUAGUUUAUUACACCACGGAUAUUAGUUCCAAACUAAAAACUAAUGUAGAUACUUUUUAAUAUAUAUAUAAUGUGAAAUGCAGUGUACUUUGACAUUAAUGCUGAGGAAAAAUCUGUUUAGUAAAUAGGUCAGGAUGUGUAAAGUUUGGAAAAUAUACUAUUUAACUAAUGAAGUUCUCUGGACUGCAGUAAACAGGAGUGAAUCAGACUUUUCUCCAGUUACGUUUACCUUUCAAAGGAAUAAAUUAUUUGUCUCAAAUACACCCUGAUGGAGGUCUUUUCUUCUUAUAGAAAUUAAUGAAUUUUAACAACUAUGAUCAGGUAUUUUUUUCUUUGCUACUUUUUCUCACUAUUCUUUACUAUAUUUUCUAAGGCUUUGUUAACAAACCUUAGAAAUUUACAUAUUGAUUUAGAGGCUAAAAUUGUGUUGACACGGUUUAUUCACAGCUAUUAUAAAUUACAGGUACAUAGUUUUAUUCAUUUGUAUGUAAAUAAUUUUAAUAACUUACUUUGUAUUGAUUUUGAUUACAGCGAAUAUCUUAUUGCAAUAAACUAUUUUAGUAAAAUGUG